AUGGGUGAUUCUCCAGACGUUAAAGUAGCAGAUUUAGCGAAAAGAUGCGAUCCAGCCAUAUCCGAAAUGAUCAAGAAUAUGGAAAAUUCAAAGCCAGGUCAUAAACGCGUAUUCCAAAAAUUACCAAAUCAUCUUCGAAGGAGAGCAAUGAGCUAUGAUAUCAAGAAAGUUCCAAAAAAGAUGAGGAAAUCAGUCGAAGAGCAAGUUGCCGGUGCAGCACAAGCGAAAGCUCGAAACAAACCUUCUGGUCGUGAUCCAAAUCAAUUCAGAGCACAUGGAAGGGAAUUAUGUAAGCACAGAAAUGAGAAACACAAAUGGCUUGAAACGCAUUUAUGGCAUGCAAAACGUUUUCACAUCAAAGAUUUAUGGGGAUGGAAAAUUCCUUAUUCGCCAACAAUGAAAGGAACACGAUCAAUGAUACGACAGACAUCAGAAACAUCUACUCUCAGAGAUAUAUCUUACACAAACAUUAUAGAUAUUAAAGGAUCCCUUGAAACCAUCAACGAACGCCUCCAAUCAAUGGUUGCACCAGACACAUACAUUGAGCCAUCGUUACGUAGUCUUUUCGAAUUAGACUUAUACCCACCAAAUAAAUACCCAGAAUGUGCAAUCGGACCUGCACAGUUUUACAGGAUAUCUGGUGAUCACUUGUGGUGCAUUUGUCAUCCACUUUUGACAUCUGUUAUUAUUUCUUCUCUUGAAGGUCUCCAAGUCCGAUCUUUAGAGGGAGAAAUUAAUAUUUUCGAAUUAUUCGGACCAAAAUCUACAGAAAACAUUCUCAAAGCAUUACCACCUAACAAAGAGAACUCAGAACAACUCGUUAAUACGCUCUACUCCUUGAAAGGACCAGGAACAGUCCCUCCAGGAUUUUCCAUCUCAUAUAUCUCAUCGGAUCCACGUUCUGUACCAUCAGAAUACACAAGAGAAGUCACAGGAACACCAGUAGAUAUAUUCUCUCAACCAGAUCUCGUUCAAUCUCUUUCAGAUUCGUCACUUUUCAAUGGAUGCAGCGAAUGCCCAAUUCCAAGCAACCAAAACUUCAAUGCAGAGCGUGCAAAACUCCUCUUCCCUUCAGCAGAUGGUCCAACAGGUAGAUUACCGUUGAUUUUAAUUCAACGUGUCACUUUUUCAAAAUUUGGCUCAUCAUGGAUUAUGAUUCUUCCAUUUGGAACAGGUGCCGCAGCAUGGAGAUCACUUGUAAAGACAGGUGCCAGGGCUAUUGGACUUGAAGAAUCAAGGUUGAUCGAAUUAGAAUCGAAUAAGUUCGCAUUUCCACAGUCUAGACCAGAAACAGAGGAAGGAUUCAAGGAAUGGACAAGAGAAAUGCUCGAACUCACAAAGGAAAACAACUCAAAACCUCCAGGAAAAAGAAUUGACCUCUCAUUCUUCGAAUUUCCAACUCCUUUCUAUUUAACAAAGGAACCAAUAGACGAUGCUUUUGCAAGAGUUAAGAUUGUAUGCUGCAGAAGAGGUUCUCCCUCAAGAUUUGCAAUCUUAUAUGUUCCUGAGAAAGAAGAUAUUGAAUCAAUCGGCAAAGUAAUAGAAUUGAAAGGAGAGAGAAAGAGAAUUGGAGUUGUUUCUGAUGGAAGAAACUCAUUAUUGGCUGGAAAAGGAAAGGGAAUCGGGUUUGUAAACUCAUUAUCGUUCGAGGAACUUCCCUCUUCUUUUGACUUGAGUAUAAAUGUCGAGAAACCGAAAAAUGGUGCCAGAUUAGCUAUGAUGAAAGAACAAGGCUCUCAGUUUUAUCACCAUGUUUGGUUGUAUUUAAUUUAA
Trichomonas vaginalis G3 is the source of this 1773-nucleotide messenger RNA. Its product is annotated as ribonuclease MRP protein. Gene Ontology annotation, biological process: tRNA 5'-leader removal. The record is from RefSeq and is a predicted model, not a curated record. Lineage: Eukaryota; Parabasalia; Trichomonadida; Trichomonadidae. The transcript has a single exon. The coding region runs from base 1 to 1773 and encodes 590 amino acids. Gene Ontology annotation, cellular component: nucleolar ribonuclease P complex; ribonuclease MRP complex.